Messenger RNA from Microthlaspi erraticum, 1182 nucleotides. NCBI's taxonomy places the organism in Eukaryota, Viridiplantae, Streptophyta, Magnoliopsida, Brassicales, Brassicaceae. The record is from the annotation of a GenBank genome assembly.
AUGACUUCGAAGGAGAUGGAGAUGGAGAUGGUGGCUGAUUCCAACGAAAAGGCAUGCAACGACUCAAAACAGCCUAUUCUAUCCACCGACCUGAUAAGACCGAUCUUGGAACGCUUGAGCUUUGUUGAUUUUCAUCGAGCAAGAUGCGUUUCCUCAGGAUGGUAUAUAGCUUCGAAAUCAUGCAUCGGAGUCACAAAUCCGACAACUCCGUGGAUCAUCCUCUUUACAAAGGAGGAACAGCUUGAGAACAACAACGUUUCAUGUAAGUUGUUCGAUCCUCGUGACCAUACUUGUUACACGGUAAGAGAUCUCGGGAUUGAUUUCGCUAGGAGUUGUUGUUUGGCUAGUUCCGGUAGCUGGUUCCUCAUGUUACUCCAUAGAACCGAUUUCUAUCUUUUUAAUCUGUUUACUCGUCAGAAGAUUCCUCUUCCGUCUAUGGGAUCAAUCGAUGAUUUUGAUGCGACUUCUUCUUCCGGUGAGAGCAGCGAUGUUAGAUUAAUAGGCAGUGCGGUUUUGGGGGUGGAUGAGGAAAGCAGAGAUUACUUUGUUGUUUGGAGUUAUAAUAGUAUUUUUGCAUAUCAUAAGAGAGGAGAUAAUAAUGAAAGAUGGAAAGUGCUUAAACCUUUGAAAGGUCAAGGCUGCAUCGAUAUGGUGUUUAAACAAGGCAAGCUUUACGUGCUUACUGUCACUCGAAGCGUCACGGUUUUUGAUUUCCUCGGUGGUGAUUCUCCAACAGAAUGUGAAAUUACCCCACCUCCGCUUUGGUGUAGUCAAGACCUUCUCAACAAUAUUGCUGUGACUUUGUCUGGAGAAGUAUUGCUCAUUGCAAGCUUCGUGAAAAAAAAGGGUAAGUGCUUCUUCGAUCUCUUCAGGCGGGAUCCGAAACGGAAACAUGCAUGGAAAUUUAUCGACUCUGUAGGGGAGGAAGCAUUGCUUUUGGAUCAAGGAAUAGCGGUUGCAGCCAAAGAUGGAGUUAUGAGAGAUUGCAUAUAUUUUACUAGUGAUCGGUUUUGUAGAGACAGUGGGAUUAGGUUAUCCAUUUCCGAUUACAUUAUUUGCGUCUCUCAUGUUAAAAAGAACCGGGUUGUCCAACGGUUUGAUCAUCUUACUGCUUCCUCGCCAAUAAAUUUCAAGGAUGCUCGUUGGUUUUCACCCACUUUUGGUGGAAAAUGGUUGCAUUAA